Molecule: messenger RNA, 3345 nt
Organism: Morone saxatilis (striped sea-bass)
Lineage: Eukaryota; Metazoa; Chordata; Actinopteri; Moronidae
Product: ankyrin repeat domain-containing protein 13C
Exons: 13
Coding region: 346-1914 (522 amino acids)
Cellular component (GO): cytoplasm
Molecular function (GO): protein binding
Source: RefSeq, a predicted model, not a curated record
GAACUCUCGCGAUACUUCGAGGCGGAAGACAUUCCGCCGAAUCUUCCGUCCUAGUCAACGGGAGCCGCUUAUGUUGUGCAGCAAGCAGCGACAGUUUUGGGCGACAGGAGGAGAGCGAACUGUUUGUUUUCAUAGUGAACCGGUGAACGGAAGCGUCUACUCCUUCGUCCCCGAACAAACGGUGUUUUUGUUUGUUGCCCGUCCGGUGGCGGAGUAAGUGUUUUCAUGUUGUGCAGUUUACAGUGUUUACGUGAAGACUCCCAACUGGAGAACCGCAUCAGUUCGCCCGGAGGGUCAUCGUCAGCGACGACUCCCUCGGCUCCGUUAGCGACAACUGUUUAGAAAAUGACCGGAGAGAAGAUCCGCUCCCUGCGCAAGGAUCAGAGGCCGAGCAAGGACGAGGAUUUACUGGAGCCGGACGAGGAGGCAGCGACCGGGACGUUCACCGCCUCCAGGACGAGCAACAAGAGCAGAGCGAGUAAAAUCUUCAGCAACCACAAGUUAAUCAAGUCCUCGUCCACACAGCAGAACCAGCAGUCGCAGAUCAAUGCGAACACCAACACACUGUCCACGUCGGAUGUCAUCGAUGAUAAUAACAAGAACCCCAUUAUCCGAACCGGGCAGGACUUUCCGGUGCAUGAGUGUGUGUUUAAAGGAGAUGUCCGACGCCUGUCUUCUCUCAUACGGACGCAGAAUAUCGCCCAGAAAGACGUCCAUGGAAACACACCGUUACAUCUCGCUGUCAUGAUGGGGCAAAAAGAGUGUGCCCACCUGCUGCUGGCCCACAAUGCACCAGUGAAGGUGAAGAACGCUCAGGGAUGGAGCCCCCUUGCUGAGGCCAUUAGCUAUGGAGACAGACAGAUGAUCACAGCGCUGCUGAGGAAGCUAAAGCAACAGUCCAGGGAGACUGUGGAGGACAAGAGGCCCAAGCUGCUGAAAGCCCUGAAGGAACUUGGAGACUUUUAUUUGGAGCUUCACUGGGACUUCCAAAGUUGGGUGCCUUUGCUCUCCAGAAUCCUGCCUUCAGAUGCGUGUAAGAUCUACAAGCAGGGCCUCAACAUCAGAUUGGACACUACCCUGAUAGAUUUCACGGACAUGAAGUGUCAGCGCGGCGACCUCAGUUUCAUCUUCAAUGGCAAUGCCAUCCCCUCUGAGUCUUUUGUCGUGCUGGACAACGAACAGAAAGUCUACCAGCGGAUACAUCAUGAGGAGUCGGAGAUGGAGACAGAGGAGGAAGUGGAUAUUCUGAUGAGCAGCGACGUGUACUCUGCCACGCUCUCCACCAAGUCCAUCACCUUCUCCAGGGCGCAGACAGGCUGGCUGUUCCGAGAAGACAAGACGGAACGCGUGGGAAACUUUCUGGCAGAUUUCUACUCUGUUAACGGCCUGGUGCUCGAGUCCAGGAAGAGACGGGAGCAUCUGAGCGAGGAGGACAUCUUGAGGAACAAAGCCAUCAUGGAGAGCCUGAGCAAAGGAGGGAAUCUCAUAGAGCAGAACUUUGAGCCGGCGAGGAGGCAAUCUCUAACUCCGCCUUCACCAAACACUAUAUCCUGGGAAGAGUACAUCACUGCAGACAAUGGAAAAGCCCCUCAUCUAGGCAGAGAGCUGGUCUGCAAAGAGAGCAAGAAAAACUUCAAAGCCACGAUAGCCAUGAGUCAAGACUUCCCUCUGGGCAUUGAAUCGUUGUUGAAUGUUCUGGAGGUGAUUGCACCAUUCAAGCACUUUAAUAAACUCAGGGAGUUUGUUCAGAUGAAGCUCCCCCCUGGCUUUCCUGUUAAACUCGACAUCCCCGUCUUUCCCACGAUCACAGCCACCGUGACGUUUCAGGAGUUUCGUUACGACGUGUUCGAACAGUUCAUUUUUACCAUUCCCAACGACUAUAAAGAAGACCCCAGCCGCUUCCCUGACCUUUAACCUCUCGAGCUGGAGCAGGAAACAAACGUGCAACAUAACGCUACAAAACAUACUUGAGAAAAAAAAAACAGCGGGAAUAGUUUGUGGAUUCCAUCACCCACCCUGAACACAGACGACGACCAGACGACCGGACAAACAAUGGCGUCGCCAGAGCUGCUUGAGGCCCGCGGUGGCAGAGAGGUUGACAUCUCCUCGUGAUCUUUUGAAGCGUAGUGUUGCAGGUUCUCACUCUCACCCUCGAUCUAAAUCCAGACAGGAGAGUUUGAACCUCUCCUCAGUGAAAAGGGCAUUGAAGUUCAAACGAGUGACAGCAGAGCCGGUGAGUUCUCUGUAUACGGGGUCUGAGACCGUUCAGUGGAUGCUAUGUAUUUAAGUAUGUAAGUAAUGUUUAUAAAGGGAAUGUUUUUAACUGACUUGUAGUAAAGCACUGAUAUUGUCUGUGUGACACGUUGGGGAGGAAUAUCAUCAAAAACUGACUUUUUAGGUUGUUUUAUUCUUGCUUAAGUAGACUUUUAAAGACACAUUAAAUUGUAUAUAAUCGAAUGCACCUGUCAGCGAGGUGUGUAAGAGAAUAAAAUCCCUGCUUUUUAUUUUACACUGAAUUCUUUAACACCAUCAAAUUUUGACAUUUUCCCAAAGAUGUACUAAACACUGAUGAAAUGUCCGUUUACAUUCAGUUUUUGGCUUCUUUUGUAGGUUAAAAACCGUAAAAAUCCAUUUUUGCUGAAUUCCACUUUAACUCUGCACAUUAUAAAAUUGUGUGUGUGUGUGUGUGUGUGUGUGUGUGUGUGUGUAUAACAGUGAUUUUCACGGGCAUGGAGUAGCAUCACUGAACUCUUGGGCACUAUUUAGAUCCACUACAGCCACUCUACAUUCAGCUGAGAUCAUUCACACUCAUUUUGUGAUGCUCGACCCUUAACCCCGCAUUUUAAAUAUAUUAUAGUUUAAUCGAGGCAACGCUAGAAAUGCUGCAAUUUUUAUGGUACUACGAGGUUUUCUCUUCGUUCGUUUUGAGUGGAAGUGAAUGGAAGUCAUGGCGUCUUAAGACUUUUGUUUCUUACUACACGUUUGUAAACUAUGUAACAAACUGUACAAUCCAGCUCAAAGAAAACUGGCGAUUGUAGAGAAAGUAGAUAUUAGAGAAUUAAUGAAUGACUACGACAUUCAUGCCAUUUUUACACAAGAACCAGGCUAUUCCCCUGCACAGUGUGUAAAUACAGGUUUGUCUUUUAUGUUCUUUUCUCGUUCUUUGUGCUGAUGAGUUUAAGAUGUCCUCCACAAGAGGAAAUGUUGUGAUUUGUGUGUAUUUUUAUUUUUAUUUUUUAAAUGUAGCGUCUCAUGAGUUAAAUUGAGGGUUUAUUGGUUUGUAACAUGGUGGCGGUUGCUAUUUUUGUACAUACUUGUAAUGUUUUAAUGAAGAAAAAAAAUGAA